Messenger RNA from Chelonia mydas (Green sea turtle), 2075 nucleotides. RefSeq names its product scavenger receptor cysteine-rich type 1 protein M130-like. Lineage: Eukaryota; Metazoa; Chordata; Testudines; Cheloniidae. Gene Ontology annotation, cellular component: membrane. The record is from RefSeq and is a predicted model, not a curated record. The transcript has 7 exons. The coding region runs from base 84 to 2075 and encodes 663 amino acids.
CUUGUUAGACACAGAGGAGCCCUGGCAGAGUGUUUCCGUGCUGCCUGUGCAGUGUCAGGAGGGGACGGCAGGUCCGUCUGGCAAUGAAGGGACAUCUCUCUGCUCAGCUGCUUUGGCUUCUCCUCUUUCUUCAGGACACCACGGGUGCUGAUGAGCUGAGGCUGGUGAAUGGAAGCAGCCCCUGUGCCGGGAGAGUGGAGGUUAAACACCAGGAUCGGUGGGGGACAGUGUGUGAUGAUGCCUGGGACAUGGAAGAUGCUGAGGUGGUUUGUAAGCAGCUGGGAUGUGGACCUGCUGUCAGUGCCCUUGGUAAUGCUCAUUUUGGAGAAGGAUCUGGACCAACUUGGCUGAUUCUAGCUGAUUGUGAUGGUGACAAGUCAGCUCUCUGGGACUGCAAUCAUGAAGGAUGGGGUGCAAUCCAGUGUUAUCAUUCUUUUGAUUCCGGAGUGAUCUGCUCAGGUCGCAUUGAGGUCCGGCUGGUUGGAGGGGACACUGCCUGCUCUGGACGUGUUGAAGUCACACAUGGAAAUACAUGGGAGACAGUCUGUGAUUCACAAUUGGAUUUCAACACAGCUUCUGUUAUCUGCAAUGAGUUAGGGUGUGGACAGGCUGUAGCUACUAUAGGAGCAACACAUUUUGGAGAAGGACAUGAUCUGAUCUGGAAGGAAGAGUUUCAUUGUGUGGGGAAUGAGACUGUCCUUUCAAACUGUCCCAGGAUGUCCCGUCCUAACGACACAUGCUCCCACACUGAUGCUGUCAGCAUAUUGUGUUCAGGGUACGGCGGGUACAGGUUGGCAAACGGCAGCACAGGGUGUUCAGGGAGAGUGGAGCUUCGCCACGGAGGCGCCUGGGGAACCCUCUGUGACUCCCAGUGGGAUUUACAGGCUGCCCACAGCCUCUGCCAUCAGUUUGACUGUGGAUUCGCCCUGUCGAUUCCAGCAGGGCAGCUCUUUGGCACAGGAGACGGGCCUGUCUGGAACGGCAAGUUUGGCUGUGAGAGGAAUGAAUCCCGGCUGAGGGACUGUCCUGUUACUGCGCUGGGCACAACUGAGUGUCCCCCUGGGAGUGAAGCCAGCGUGGUGUGUUCAGGGUGCCUGGGCGGCAGGUUAGUGAACGGCACCGAGUGCUCCGGGAGAGUGGAGAUCCAACAUGGAGACACAUGGGGAAGCCUCUGUGCCUCCCACUGGGAUUUGCAAGAUGCCAACGUCCUCUGCCAUCAGCUGAACUGUGGAUAUGCCGAGUCGAUCCUGGGAGGAGCCCAUUUCGGGGAAGGGAGCGGAACCGUAUGGAGCGACACUUUUCAUUGUGAAGGGACUGAACCCUGUCUGUGGGAUUGUUCUCGCAUGGCCCUGGGCAACCCAGCCUGCUCCCCCAGAGACACGGCCAGUGUUAUUUGCUCAGGUCGUUCUGAGGCGCUCAGACUGUUGAAUGGAGAGAGCCGAUGCAGUGGGAGAGUUGAGAUUUCCCUCCGUGGUGUGUGGGGCAGAGUCCUGGAUGACCAGUGGGACAUGGACGAUGCCAGCGUGGUGUGCAGGCAGCUCCAGUGCGGAGUCGCUGAGAAAGCUUAUAACCCCCCUAUGUCUGAGCGAGGAAGGGGCCCCGUGGGGCUGAAAAGUGUCCGAUGUGGAGGAAACGAGACUCAUCUGACUCUCUGUGACAUCUCCCCGCCUGAGACAACCCAGGCAGGAAUUGCUGAGGACGUUGGUGUCAUUUGCUCAGGAAGCGGGCGGAUCAGACUGGUGAAUGGGGCAGGUCGCUGUGCUGGGAGAGUGGAGAUUUAUUACAAUGGCAUCUGGGGGACAGUCUGUGAUGAUUCCUGGGAUCUGUCAGACUCCAAUGUGGUUUGCAAACAACUGGGAUGUGGACGCGCCAUCAAUGCGACUGUCUCUGCUCAUUACGGGGAAGGAUCCGGGCAGAUCUGGCUGGAUGAUGUGAACUGCUCUGGAAAUGAAUCCGAUCUUUGGGACUGUCCUUCCAGGGGCUGGGGCCAGCACAACUGCAUGACACAAAGAGGACGCAGGGAGUUCUCUGCUCAGGUCUGGUCCGGGAAUGCUCACGUGAGCCUGGUUACCUAG